GCACGUCUCACGUCUCACGCGGCGCUUUCAAAUUGUUUGCUUCAGCAUAAACAGCCUGUCGGUCUAAUUUCAUGCGCCAAACUGUGUCACUGUAACCGCGAGCGUCAUCUUUAUUCCAGGGUUACACCGCUUCUCAAAUGCUCUGACUUGAAGAGUGAUGAACAAAAAGAGCUACAAUGGAAGAGGAGGCACUGAUGAACUUUAAAGCUCUGAGGGCCAAGUUUCAGGAAGAGGCCCUGUUGGCUCAGUCGAAAACCAGCCGACCAGCUGUUGCAGAGAAGCCCAGACACCUCCCCCCCCCUGGCGGUCACUGCAGCUCUGUGGUCAGCAAUAUUAAUAUUGCUGUUGAAAACAAGACACCAGUUCCUCGGGUCAUCUUCAGAGAUGGGCUGCGGUCUUCUGGAGGCAAGCGGCCAAUUUCCUUCCCACCACAGCCUCAGACCUCCCCCCCAUCCCAGUCUGCUAAUGGAGACAACACAACAAGGCAGUCCCUCAAAGACCGACAUAUGCCUCUGGUGCUUCCUGCCCUGCCUGUAAACGAGCAAAAGGCUGAACCGCCGGCCAAAAAGGAGAACAAACUAGACCCAGAGUCAGGAAAAGAUGUCCUGCCACAUACUAAACUGAAGAAGAAAGGAUUGCUGCUUCCUUUCAAGUCAGCCAAAGCAUCAAAAGUCAGUGCAGAAAAUGGAGAGGAGCCUACGUAUGCUGAUUUGACCACCAGACCUGCGAGUGCUCCCGGCGAGUUGCCCUCUUUGGAAAAGCAAACCGCAGAAGACAGGAUUUCUCUGCAAAGUGACCAAUCAGCCACAGAAUUCCUCUUCUCCAGCCCAGAUAUUCCAAUCACCCCUCCUUCUGCAGAGACAAGUGUUGAUUCAGACAACAAAAUCAUUAGCACCUUGGAGAGGGCCAAGAAGAAGUUUUCACGCAGGCACAUGUUGAUCUCGGCAAAACCUAAAAGCCUGCGUUCCCCUGAUGAUGACUCAAGAAAUAAAAUGUUCCCCUCGCCGCCAAAACUCACUCAAAGUGCUGAGCCUGUGCUGUCCUUACCCUCAGCAGGAUGUCUCCCACACCUGGCUUGUAUUUCAGCCCGGCCUUUCUUCAAAGCCAAGAACUCUGCACGUAAGUCUCCAUUCAAUCAGCAGUUUGGGAGGAACAAAGCUGAACUGCCCUUGGCCGGGACUUCUGAACCUCAUCCACCCUCUUCUCCUCUCAAGAAGCCCCUGCCUGACUUGUGGUCACUGGGGUCAGCUCCACUUAAGCCCCCCAGACCUCCACUAGUAGAUCUGAGCGAUUACCUUGUAUCCCCGGUUAAUGAGGUGUCACCAGAUCUUUUCCAAGAACCGAGCGAUGAGCCAGAGUCUAUCCCCAACCCCAACCCCAACCCUGUGCUUGACGCUCCAGAGUUUCCAGACUUUGAGAAUUCAGAGAUGGACACAGCAGAGGAGGACGCUGUUGACCUUGGUGCCCUGGAGCUGGAGGCCCUAGACUUCGCCAGCACUGAACUUCCUGUGCCAGAUGAUUGCAGGGUCUCGGAUUUAGAAGAUACACAACCUGACUCGUCAGAGUGCAAUCCCAUAGAGCCCCUUAUAUGCAACACCUUCCAAGAUCUGAACCUUGGCAAUGAGAACAUAAUACCUCUUGAUCCAGCUACUUUCUCUGAACCAAUAAACCUUUCAGAGUUCCCAGAGCCUGCUGCACUAGAGCAGUGGUCCCAGAGUGAGGAGCUGAGCAUGGACCCCCUAUCUGCCUCCCAAGCUGAUGAAGCUGAUGUUGGAGGUGCGGAGUGUCACUCUUCAGCACAAGACACAAACAGUAGUAAUCACUCCGUAUUAAAUGAAGGGACUGUACCACAUCCAAGUGCAAAUCCCCAGGACAGUUACUAUGAGGCGUGUGACAAUGUCUAUGAGGAUGUUGAGAACCUCAACAAAUUCAUCUUGGCCCAGAAUCUGCGCAAAGGAAAAGGGAGUCUAAAGAAUCCAUAUGCGGAGAACCUCCCUAUGAAGGAGGAGGCGUGUCUUCACAUUUGGCCAAGGAAUCCCUGGACUGCGCUUGCUGGAGAACAUGCUCAUUCAGCUCACAACCAUGUCCUCAGAAAAGAACCUCAGAGCCCCAACACUACAGAACUUAAAGAACAGAAGAAGAGGGAGAAGCAGCGGCAGGAGAAGGAGAAAAAGGAGCAAAAAGAAAGGGAGAAGAAGGAAAAUGAGAUGAGAAAGAAGUUCAAAGUGACUGGUGAAGAGGAGCCCAUGUACCAAGCUAAAGUGAUCUUGGCGAGCAAGGUUCGUAAGAAUGACCUGCCUGUGAAGACUGGGGACAUGGUCAGCAUCAUACGCACGACCAACUGCCCCAAAGGCAAAUGGUUGGCUCGAGACGCAAACCACAAGUAUGGUUAUAUUUCAGUCAUGAAUGUGGAGCUAAAUAUCAAAGAGAUGCUUGAAAUCGGAAAGAAAGCCCAAGCUGCCGGACGAGGAGGCAACCACGAGGGAGAUACCAUCAGCAUCGGAAGCAGAUCUUCCAGCCACCCUGUCCUAACAAGCAGUUGUAAGUUGCUGCUGCUUGUGUACAACGUCAUCAAGCUCUGUAGUGAGCUGGUCACAGAUGACAGUGAGGAGUGGGCCUGUGAAGAUGAGACCCUCUCACCUACCAAUGUAAACUACUUUCCCCAGCAGACUGCCUCAUUGCCUGAUAUGUCGUGCGGCCAUGUCAGCGCCCAGCACACUCUGAGUGAUGCCAACCUGGAGGACCUACACACACAGACGAGACAUGAGGCUUUGCAGAAACUGGCUAUCUUCUUCCAACAUGGCAAAGACGACUUUGAUGAUAUCGCUGAUAAUGAGGGAGCGACUCCAACAAAUGCUGAGCCACAGGACUUCUUGUGUGCCGUUGAGGAGCCUCCGUAUCCCGAACAGGAAGUUGACUUCACAGAGCUCGAACUCCUUCCUCCCCCGCCACUGUAUGCCGACACCUUCUGAUCACCAGAUUUACUAAAGCAGGUAACUGAAGGAAACCAUCAUUAAGAGAACUCCUGAUGUGACUGUUUUUUCUUUGUGCAUAUUUUUUUUAUUUUUCACAUUGUUUUUCUUCACCUUGUUCCUAUGUUAUUACUGUGAGUAGAGCACAAAUUGAAAUGUUGCACUUAAUCUAAAAUAAAUGACAAUGACAAAGCA
This is a messenger RNA of Notolabrus celidotus (New Zealand spotty), 3167 nucleotides long. RefSeq lists its product as uncharacterized. Gene Ontology annotation, biological process: protein localization to plasma membrane; T cell receptor signaling pathway; integrin-mediated signaling pathway. Gene Ontology annotation, cellular component: plasma membrane. The transcript has 20 exons. The record is from RefSeq and is a predicted model, not a curated record. Gene Ontology annotation, molecular function: protein binding. Bases 177 to 2972 code for a protein of 931 amino acids. Lineage: Eukaryota; Metazoa; Chordata; Actinopteri; Labriformes; Labridae.